Fusarium redolens is the source of this 1495-nucleotide messenger RNA. RefSeq lists its product as uncharacterized. The record is from RefSeq and is a predicted model, not a curated record. Lineage: Eukaryota; Fungi; Ascomycota; Sordariomycetes; Hypocreales; Nectriaceae. The transcript is spliced from 3 exons. The coding region runs from base 180 to 1082 and encodes 300 amino acids.
UAUCCUUUGACUUUACAAAAUAACCUUGUCAACGUUUAAACACGCACGCAACGCUCGCCAUAACGUACUAGAACUGUUCCGUCUGUUCUAACGCUAUAUCACAGCAUAGCCGCGUCCUGUUCUUACCAGGAUCCCUAAACCUCGCCAAUCAAUUGUGCUAGACUCGCACUGAUCCCGUGAUGGCCGAGAAUGCUCUAGAUGCAGAUGCCAAUGCAGAUUCAAGUGCGAAUGGCCCCGCCCGAAGGGCCUCCAGCGUUGGCUUUCAACUAGGGCGGCAUUCAUCUUCAAAUGCGCGCAUAAAUGGGAUACUUGAGAACGCUCGUGAACGCGCCGAAUCAAUGGCUGGUCCCUCGCCUACCAAUCUCUCACCCCGGCCCGCCGGCAGUCCCAUCCUCCCGCCCAACUCGUCGCUCAAGCCGAGCCCUGUCAAUGAGGACAGCAGCGCCGACGAGGCUACUGGAUUCAUAUCUCAUACGCCGCCUCUCAAUUACAACUCGCUCAAUGUUACAAGUACCGCAACCUCGGUCCCACAAAUCCGUAAACCAUCCUUACGUCAGCGACCAUCUUCCCAACAAAACAAUGGCGCUGCCCAGAACCCUGAGACGACUCGGCAAGCCAGUUCAGAGAAUGGAAAUACGUCGUGGUGGCAGACUCAGGCAGAAAAGUUCCAGUCGAUAGAGCUGGAGAACAAAGGCAGCGUUGCCCGAGAUCACCUCGCAAUCGAACGAACAUUUCUGGCAUGGCUACGCACCUCUCUUAGUUUCGCAUCGAUAGGCAUAGCAGUGACGCAGCUUUUCCGCCUGAAUACGUCUCUCGAAAGCGGACAUGGCGAUAAUUCUCGCAGUAACACCCAGACACUACGACACAUGGGCAAGCCUCUCGGCACCACAUUCCUCGGUAUCAGCAUACUGAUUCUCUUCCUUGGCUAUAAACGCUAUUUUCAAUCUCAACACUGGGUUAUGCAGGGCAAGUUUCCUGCUAGUCGUGGUACAAUCAUGAUUGUUGCGUUUGUUGCUUUGGCGAUCAUGGUUGCCUCUCUUGUGGUCGUGAUUGCUAUACACCCGUCCGAGCAUGAGCUAUAAGUUUUCGUCUCCACGUGUAGUAUAAUAUGUCCUCAUUUGGAUUACUUCUAAUAUUGCAUUGUUUGCGCUGGAGCCAUAAUUUUCCUGCUUAUCGCAAGAGGUUUGGUUUUGACGCGGCACGUUUAUGUGGGCUUUACAUCAUGACUUGAUACCAGAGGAGUAUUUGUAUGUAUGAGCUCUCUUAGUAUGGGUUAUAGGCUGGCGUAUAUAUAGAUAUUUGAUAUGAGAGACGCCAACUAAUGUCAGUAUUAUUUUAUGGGUAAUUGGGUACCUUUGAGCUCUCAUGAUAGCAAAUAUCAUGACUUCGCCCGAAGUAGGUAGUCAGAUAACUAACGUCAGGGCGGGCUAUGGCGGGGUCUGCCUGAUCAUGGAAGCUCCCCACCAAACAUCCAAUCCCACCUCGCAUUCUGCUC